AUGAUUCUUAGAUUUAGAUCUCCCGAUGGUAUGCAUCGCAUUGAGUGCGAAGAAUCGCAGAUUUAUGACACUGUUUUGAGCCAAUUAGCCCCAAAACUUAGCCCACAGGCGGAUUUGAACACUUUGAGAGUUGGCCUGAGAUCUAACGAGAUGAGACUGGCUCGCGAGAUCUGCGAUUUGAGCCUUGGUCAACUGGGCUUUAAACACGGGACGAUGUUGAAUUUGAGCUACGACAAAUCUAAAGAUGCGAAGCAGACCCCAAACCAGGGACAGACUCCAGAUACGGCGAAUCAAAGCGUGAAGAUCAACCCUUUUAAGCUUCUUGGUCCAGCUGAUGUUAAGGAACUGAGUGUAGAUGAAGAGCUCGAAAAAUUGGAUGGUUUGAUACCGAGAAAGCGAUCUUUUCUGUGCAGACAUGGUGAUAAAGGAAUGUGCGAAUAUUGCUGCCCUCUACCUCCAUGGGACCGUGAAUACCAAACUGAGCACAACAUUAAACACAUUUCAUUCCAUGCACACCUGAAACAGCUCAAUGAGCAGACCAACAAAAAGGGUAGUGGUGGUUCUUACAUCCCACCGCUUUCACAGCCCGAUUUCCGCAUAAACAAGAAGUGUCAGGGCGGACACGAGCCAUGGCCUAAGGGAAUAUGUUCUAAAUGCCAGCCAUCUGCCAUUACUCUUAAACAGCAGGAUUUCAGAAUGGUGGAUCAUGUUGAGUUUCAAAAAAGUGAGCUCAUUAACGAGUUUAUAGAUAGUUGGAGAACCACGGGAACGCAACGGUUCGGCUUCAUCUAUGGCCAAUAUGCUCCUUACAGUGCGACACCUUUAGGAAUUAUAGCCAAGGCGGAGGCUAUUUACGAGCCUCCUCAGCACGAUGAGGCAGAUGGUAUAACAAUGGAUAUGGAACUUGUCGAGCGCGAAAUGGCCAAGGUUGACGAAAUCGCCAAAGAAAUGGGCCUUCUGCGUAUUGGCAUGAUCUUUACAGACUUGACGGAUGCUGGGAAAGGCAACGGUUCCGUGCUCUGCAAGCGUCAUAAGGAUUCCUUUUUCUUAUCCUCUUUAGAAGUCAUAAUGGCAGCGAGACAACAACUCAAAAAACCCAAUGUAUGCAAGUUCAGCGAGCAGGGCAUUUAUUCAUCGAAAUUCGUCACUUGUGUCAUAUCGGGUAACAUCGAGGAAGAUAUUGACAUCUCCACUUAUCAAGUCUCCACCGAUGCCGAAGCGCUUGUACAAGCGGACAUGAUUACAGGCUCCACACAUCCCUCAAUGGCAUAUAUCAACGAUACGAAUGAAGACCGCUACGUACCAGAAAUGUUUUACAUGCGAAGAAACGAGUAUGGUCUUUUGGUCAAGGAAAACGCAAAACCGGCGUUCCCCGUGGACUAUCUGUUAGUUUCUCUGACGCACGGGUUCCCUACGGCCGAUGCCCCUUCAGUGCCCAAAUUUUCAAGUGUAACAGGGUUUCCUUGGGCUAACCGCCAGAUUCUUGGUCACUCUCAGGACUAUUCGCAACUUAAAGCAUAUUUGUACGAGGCUGCCACGUCAGGAGAUUUUCAUCUGUUACAACAAAAGCUGUCCAACUUCCACUUGUUGCUGUACAUCAAUUCCUUACAGAUUCUGGGGCCCCAAGAGUGGAAGUUACUGUGCAAAGCGGCCACGGCCGAAGACCAAAGCACCAUAUAUCAACUUAUUGACUCACCGGAAUGGCAAACUUUGAUCAUGAUCCUCCAGGAGUCUGCUUAG
Molecule: messenger RNA, 1740 nt
Organism: Lachancea meyersii CBS 8951
Lineage: Eukaryota; Fungi; Ascomycota; Saccharomycetes; Saccharomycetales; Saccharomycetaceae
Source: the annotation of a GenBank genome assembly